Molecule: messenger RNA, 963 nt
Organism: Fusarium musae
Lineage: Eukaryota; Fungi; Ascomycota; Sordariomycetes; Hypocreales; Nectriaceae
Exons: 3
Coding region: 1-963 (320 amino acids)
Biological process (GO): protein N-linked glycosylation
Cellular component (GO): Golgi membrane; mannan polymerase complex
Molecular function (GO): alpha-1,6-mannosyltransferase activity
Source: RefSeq, a predicted model, not a curated record
AUGCACUUCGCAUACCCCCCUCGCAAGAACUCCAACCCACCACCUUUCAAGCAGCGCUCGUCGCAAAUACCGCCAAUUCUGCGCCGGAUCCGCAAAAGAACAGCGCUUUUACUUCUCCUCGGAGCUAUUGGAUUUAUAUUUUUCCUCUUUGGACUAAAAGGCGAAACGCCGUACCGCGAGCAUGUUCCGUCAGGCAAUCCCCCCGCUGUCGUUGUGACUGUCUUGGACACUACACAGUACAACGAAGCCUAUUUAGAAUCGAUUCGACACAACCGAGAGCAAUAUGCGUCAAGAAACGGAUAUGAAGCCAUGAUUGUACGAGUAUCUGACUAUGAUACUGGCAAAUCCCCACGAUCAUGGGCCAAGAUUAUCGCGAUGCGCCAUGCGCUGUCAAAAUACCCCGAUGCCACUUAUGUCUGGUACCUCGAUCAGAACGCUUACAUUAUGGAGCUCGACAAGAAGCUAGAGGAGCAGGUGGUGAAUCCGGCGAAACUAGAAAGCCUAAUGAUUAAGGACUGGUCUAUAGUGCCGCCGGACAGCAUCAUCAAGACAUUCUCUCACCUCAAGGGUGAAGAUGCAGGCCUUGUCAUCAGCCAAGACGAAGUAGGGCUGGUAACUAACAGUUACAUCCUCAAGAAUGGCGAAUGGGCCAAGUUCUUUAUCGAGACAUGGAUGGACCCUCUGUAUCAGAGCUACAACUUCCAAAAAGCCGAGCGACAUGCGCUUGAACAUAUUGUCCAAUGGCACCCUACCAUUCUCUCCAAGCUUGCGCUCAUCCCCCAGCGCACGUUUGCCUCUUACGGCCGCAACAAGGAAGGCAAUGCGUACCGUGACGGGGACUUUGUCACCCUCUUGGUCGACUGCACAGUUACAGGCCCGACAUCAUGUGACAAGCAAUCGCAUUUCUACCUACAACAGCUGAAGAACAAGUUUGGCGAUGCCAGCGUGAAGAAGCUGCAAUGA